This is a messenger RNA of Calidris pugnax (ruff), 1467 nucleotides long. It is a transcript of the gene TMEM165, whose product is annotated as transmembrane protein 165. Gene Ontology annotation, molecular function: manganese ion transmembrane transporter activity; calcium ion transmembrane transporter activity. The record is from RefSeq and is a predicted model, not a curated record. Gene Ontology annotation, biological process: calcium ion transmembrane transport; Golgi calcium ion transport; Golgi calcium ion homeostasis. The transcript has 6 exons. Gene Ontology annotation, cellular component: Golgi apparatus. The coding region runs from base 28 to 975 and encodes 315 amino acids. NCBI's taxonomy places the organism in Eukaryota, Metazoa, Chordata, Aves, Charadriiformes, Scolopacidae.
CUCCCCUCAGCACCGCGCUCGGCCGCCAUGGCCUCGCCGCCGUCCCCGCCGUCCCUCCGGCGGGCCGCCGCGCUGCUGCUGGCGGCCGCCUUGCUGCUGCUGCUGACGGCCCCGGCGGGGUUGAGCGCCGCUCCGGAGGAAGAGCCCGGAAAGAAGAAGGAGGCGCCGCCAGCGCCGGCGGCGCAGGGAGCGGAACCGCGGGCUGAGAAGGGGUCCUCGCCGGUUGUUCCAGUUCACAUUGUCAACGAAGAAUCAGCUGACAAGACUAAUUUGGGCUUUAUUCAUGCCUUUGUGGCUGCCAUAUCGGUCAUCAUCGUCUCGGAGCUGGGGGAUAAGACCUUCUUCAUUGCAGCCAUCAUGGCGAUGCGGUACAACCGUCUGACUGUGCUGGCUGGUGCUAUGCUUGCCUUGGGACUGAUGACGUGUUUGUCAGUUUUGUUUGGCUAUGCCACCACAGUUAUUCCUCGUGUUUACACAUACUAUGUGUCAACGGCAUUGUUUGCAAUUUUUGGCAUCCGAAUGCUUCGGGAAGGCUUGAAAAUGAGUCCAGAUGAGGGUCAGGAAGAGCUGGAGGAAGUUCAAGCAGAAAUUAAAAAAAAAGAUGAGGAACUCCAGAGAACCAAACUGUUAAAUGGGCCAGGAGACGUGGAGUCAGGGCCAGGCACCACCAUACCUCAGAAGAAGUGGCUCCAUUUUAUUUCUCCAAUCUUUGUUCAAGCUUUCACUUUAACGUUUUUAGCAGAAUGGGGUGAUCGUUCCCAAUUAACAACCAUAGUCCUGGCCGCCAGAGAGGACCCCUACGGCGUGGCGGUGGGAGGAACAGUGGGGCACUGCCUCUGCACUGGGUUAGCAGUUAUCGGAGGCAGAAUGAUAGCACAAAAAAUUUCAGUUAGAACUGUGACAAUCAUAGGAGGCAUCGUCUUCUUAGCAUUUGCAUUUUCUGCACUAUUUAUAAGUCCAGACUCUGGUUUUUAAAAAUUUUUUCGUCACUGCGGAAGAGCAAGGAUUGAAAGCAGCGAGCAGCUGUCCUUGUGCAUCUUUGUAUAUAAUGUACAGAAUUACAGUUAAACGAGCACUGAAGAUGAGACACUGAACUUUUUAUAGCGAGUGAUUGAUGGGACCGAGGCGUUUGGGGAUGGCUUCUGCCGUGGAGACCUGCUUGGUGUCUGCUUUGUUCACUCUCUGGUGCCUGCUCCCUUGGUGGCAUCUGCCUGGUUCUCUUGCUCGCCGGACCCGGCUCAGCUGAGUUCUGAGGAUCUUCCUCUUUUCUCCCUCUGUUACACGUGGCCACCUUUCCUCUUUCUUCAAGAGUUGACUCUUCAGGCUUCUCCAAGCAGACGCUGGCUUGUUCCUCAACAGACGGCGUUCAGGAGAGAACCCCUGGCUCCCCCCUCCAAGGACAUCGGUUCAAGGUGCGCCCGAGGCUGGAUAACUGAAGCAACAAGAAACCUGGGAGCAGUUCCUAUG